Molecule: messenger RNA, 1917 nt
Organism: Serpula lacrymans var. lacrymans S7.9
Lineage: Eukaryota; Fungi; Basidiomycota; Agaricomycetes; Boletales; Serpulaceae
Exons: 22
Coding region: 811-1917 (368 amino acids)
Source: RefSeq, a predicted model, not a curated record
UUACUGCUCAAGAUGUUUACUCCUCCCAGUGGAGAGUUCAGUCUUGUCAAGUAGCUAUGGCAUAAAUUACCCCACAGCGCCGACACGGCAUUAUUGCUAUUCUGGCAUAUCAAUAUCUGAAUUGUCACCUUUAUGAGGGAUUCUGACAGCUAUGUAUUAUGUUUGGGAGAUUCAAGCACCUUGGAUGGAGACAGGAUAACCCAGCAAGCUGCACGGGAUCAGCCUACGUCAUGCGACUGUGCCAUGGUCACUAUAUCAAUUGACGUCCAUCAGACACGUCAGUCAAGGCCAUACUCUCUUGAGCGUGCAAAGGUCGAAUGAGACGUCGGAACCGCUCUCCACCCUGGCAUUCUGAUUAAUGCCCGAUGAGGCGGUCAUCAGAUGUCUCGUUGAGUGUACUCGCCAAUAAUUAGCCGGCCGAGCUCAUAGGAUGACCUUUUCUGAAUACGCAAUUUUCAAGAGGGUUGGCGGCGCGGUCUCGUAGGUUUCAUGCUGAUCCAUCGAGACCCAGAGUGAGCCGCAGAUCUCUCCAACCCCUAUGGCUGGCCAUUGGAACGCAGUAUGGCACGGUCGUUCCUUGGACGGACAUACAGCGUUUGUGGCUGAGGAAGGCAAAGCAGGACGUGCCCAAAUAGGUGCGCACAGACUUCGAUUGAGGUUAAUUCGGGGUACAAACAAGAUUUGGGUGAGGAUCGCGUUGGACCUGCGCCUAUCGCCGGGGACUAUUCUGGUGCUUUCCUAUAUAUUUUCCCUAUUUUCAAUGGAUGUCGAGAUACUUCUAAUUAUUUAAUUAUUUUUGGCUAGGAUCUAAUGCAAGGAACGCUUGUUUAUUAUUUAUUCUGUCAGCGAGAUGUUCUCGUUCUCGUCUCUUCUUCGCUCUGCUCUCGCAUGUCGCUGUCGAAGCAAUAUCCGUGGUGCACGGGUCAGCUGUCUUCCCCACUUUUUUCAGCUUUUAUGGUCACUCCACCUCUUUCUUUUUGGCCCUCCUUUCUCCCGAUCUUCUUCUUUUCUCCCAUUCACGCUCCUUUUCUCUGUAUCAUGAACGAGGUAUCGUCUAUCAUGGCCUCCCAUUUCAUUGGUGUGGCACUCUCUAGUCUUUUUUAUGGUAUUACCCUCGUUCAGACCUGGUAUUACUUCCGCACCUAUCAUAACGAUGCCCUCUCAAUGAAACUUCUUGUGGGUUUCCUAUGGAUCUUGGAUACAGCGCAGCUGUUUCUUGUCUCGAUAUCCAUAUAUCACUAUACCAUUACAUGGAGAGGGAUGCCAGAUGUCAUGUCUCGCGUUUCGAAAGAAUUUGAGGCUGCAAUGGCGGUAACGGCCACAAUAGCCUUCUUUGUCCAAUUAGCUUAUGCACAUAGGAUAUGGCGCCUUAGUUUUCAUGAUGUUUACUUAACUUCAGCUAUCGUCACUCUUUCCAUUAUUGCUCUAGGUUGUGGCGGAGCUCUGGUCGCUAAAACCAUUCGAUAUCCCCUGUGGAAUGAUUCACGACCUAGCAAUCUUCCCGCUUCUAUAUUCUUCGUCUCAACUAUCGCAUGUGACGUCCUCAUUGCAACCUCACAAGUUUAUCUCUUCCAUAAAUCACGGUCAGGGAUAGGGAGACUUGGCGGCCUUAUUACGAAACUGACAGUCUUGGUAGUCAACGUCGGGUUAAUCACAAGUGUAGAUAUUACCAUCUUUCUUAUACUUUUUCUCGCUUGUCCCCAGAAUGGAAUAUUUCUGAUACCCUAUCUUCUUCUUAGCAAUUGCUACCUGAACUCCUUCCUUAGCUUAGUCAACUCUCGUACCCUCCUUCGCGAGCUCGCGACGAAUAACUACUAUUAUGAUUCGAAACAAGCCGGGCUGGACUAUACGCAUGCCCUGCCGAUGGGGCUUAUUUGGAUGAGUGCAUCAUGCUUUAGCUCAAUUGAUCAGGACUAG